Messenger RNA from Scomber scombrus (Atlantic mackerel), 531 nucleotides. RefSeq names its product serine/threonine/tyrosine interacting-like 1 (gene styxl1). The record is from RefSeq and is a predicted model, not a curated record. The transcript is spliced from 5 exons. Bases 1 to 531 code for a protein of 176 amino acids. NCBI's taxonomy places the organism in Eukaryota, Metazoa, Chordata, Actinopteri, Scombriformes, Scombridae. Gene Ontology annotation, molecular function: protein phosphatase binding; protein phosphatase inhibitor activity; pseudophosphatase activity. Gene Ontology annotation, biological process: negative regulation of cytoplasmic stress granule assembly; positive regulation of intrinsic apoptotic signaling pathway. Gene Ontology annotation, cellular component: mitochondrion.
AUGGCUGCAAUCAUGAUGUGUGAGCCACAGGAGCUCUACAAUCUCCUCAACCAGAGCAGCCGUGUGUCCAGGCUGGCAGAGAUCAACUACCUCUGUUUGGUUGAUGCUCGUGAAACUCAGGAUUACAAAGUGAGCCACAUCAUAACAGCUAAACAUGCCAAAACGGAUUCAAAAAGCUCAUUUUUCCUGCCUGAUAUCGUGGAGGUGGACAGCAUGCAGCAUGUAGUGAUCUAUGACAGCAACACCAGCUGUUCACAGGAGCAAGGCAGAGCGGUCCAAUGUGCUCAGGCUCUGGCUAAAGUCAGCCUCUAUCCAGUCCACAUAGUGACGGGAGGCUUUCAGAGGUUCUCAGCUCUGUACCCUUUCUUAAGGACAGAGAAAAUCAUCUACACCAUCAUGGAGGCAUGGAGGUACAUGCUCAAAUGUAAACCCAACAUGAGGCCAAACACGGGGUUUCUAGAGCAGCUGUCUGACUGGGAGCUUCACACCAGAGGAACAAAAGUGACGGAUAUCUCUGAACCUCAUUUUUAA